Molecule: messenger RNA, 372 nt
Organism: Oryza sativa Japonica Group (Japanese rice)
Lineage: Eukaryota; Viridiplantae; Streptophyta; Magnoliopsida; Poales; Poaceae
Source: RefSeq, a predicted model, not a curated record
AUGAUGCUACACGAGUGGUCGUCGCCGCCGGUGGCCGCAGCGAAGAAGCCCGACGAGCUCACGGCAACACCGCCAUGUACGGCUGCUCCGCGACGGGGAGCGCGGGAAGGGUGCAGUGCGGAGAAGAAGGAGAAGGAGAAGGGCUCGGAGAAGAAAGCCGCGGCGCCGGAGAAGCAAGCCAAGGCACCACCGGCCGCACCCAUACCUUCGAUGCCCGCUCCAGCACUAGCGCUCAUGUCGCCAGAGCGCCCUCAUGGGGCUACUCGCCAUAGAUUCGAGGACCUGUCAGUGCCGGUGCCGGGUCGCCACCGCCAAGGAACCCCCGACCCCGACCUCACGCCGUUGCGGGCGGAUCUGGCGGCCCCUCACUAG